GGUUGUCCUUGUUGCACUUGUUCUUCGUGGAAUCAACGUUGCGCGCUCAACAUUGUCGUGUCGCCAAUGUGUGUGUUUUGUUGUACCACAAGCAAAUUUGUCUUGGCCCCGAUUGUAACGUCCCAGCACACAACUGAAGCUUCAACUCCGAACAAUAAACCAAAAGAAAUUAAAGUGUACACAAUAAACAUUAAAAAGCGAGACGCGAGUGUAAAAUAAUUUAAACAAAAAUAAAUUAAACAGUGUACGAAAAAAAAUUCGAAUAAUGUAAAGUAAAUAGUAGAAGAAUUUCAGGAGCAGCAAUUGGAGAUUACAGCAGAAGAAGAAGAAGAAGCAGCAGCAGAAGAUGCCGUCGCGUGAAAACAACUCCGCCCUAUUUUGAGCUGCAGUCAUUGACAUAGACUAAAAAUCACAGCAACAACACAACCAUGUGCCGCUGCCUUCAUAUCCUGUUCCUUGCUGUUGAAGAAGCAUCAAUAUUAUUAUUAACGUAUUAGGCAUUAACUUUUGCAUCGCAUAGAAGAGUUUUGCCAUCAUCAAAGAGGAUGGCAGCGGGAAACGAGAAUGGCACAGCGAGCAGCGCUGCCGACGUCGCUGCCGCUGCUUCAGCUGCUGUUGCUAAGAGCAGCGCCUUGCAUUCGCUGGACAGCUAUGAUGUGGUCUACGAUGGUCAGGAGCAUGAUGACACCAAAAGCGUGUCUCAUCUCGAUUGGCCCUUCUUAAUUAAGGGAAUCCUGGAGAGCAGCCAGACAUGUGCACCCACCACACCGGACACACUGGCCGCCCUGCUCUGGGCAAUUAUCGCAGUGUUUGGCAUCGUCUAUGCUCUGCUUGGCUAUCGCUGCUUGCGAGCCGUCGGCUUCCUCAGUGGCUUGAUGGUGGGCGCCAAUGGCAUCUUCAUAUUGCAGGACUUUCAGAUCACUUGGCUGGGCAAACCCGCCGACUCGGCGCUCGCCAUUGUCGCUGGUCUCCUGGGUGCCGUCCUGGGAUCCACAUAUCCCGUGGCGUCGGUUUUAAUUAGCGCCUUUGCUGGCGCCUUGCUCUCCGGUGCUGCGAUGGCCGUGUGCGUUGCCACAAUGCCGGACAAUGAAUUUGGCUAUCGCGAGAUCUAUGUCGCUGUCGUGGGCGGUGCUGUCAUCUGUUCGGUGUUAACGCUUUGCUGUGUCAAGUAUGUCACCAUACUCACGUCCAGCAUUGUUGGCACCGCCAUGAUUAUUGGCGCCAUUGACUUUUUCAUGCAUGGCCUGGAGACCAUUAACUGGAUACUCAACAUGAAGCCACAUCCAUCGCCACCGCCUUGCUACGGCGGAUUGCUGAUCACCGCCUGGCCGGUGACCAUUGUGAUAAGCAUUAUGGUGCAGUGCUUCAUCACCGCCUGGCGCGUGGAUCAUCGCAAGCGCAUCUAUAUGCGGCACCAUCAGCCCCACGGUGCCCAUGGUCCGCAUCAUCAUGGACUGACGCACGGACAGCCGCCGGCGCCGGGCAAUCCUCAUGUGCCGAUGCGACGGGCUCAAUCGCGUACACGAGAAACACGCGAGGAGGCGCGUCAACGCAAGUUCCGUUAUCUGUAUCAGGUGCGCACAGCACGCGGUGACAUUAUAUCGCAGAACUUUGUCUCGGCUCUGCAGAAGCGCAUACAAUUGAGCGGCACCGAAACGCCAUCGGAGCGUUCGAUUAAGACGAGCUCGAAUGAACGCAACACAUUCCGCAGUGAUCGGACACACUUUACGACCAUUCACGAUCCGGAGCUGUGCGAUAAGAUUGAAAUUGUGCGCGACAUUGGAUAACAAACAAGCAAUAGCUACAUGUAACUAUAUCCGUAAGGGGGGCUAGGGAGUGAUCAAUUCAACAGAUUGGAUUUUAGGGUCGGGGGCCAAUUAAAAACGAUGCGAGUUUGGACAACACGGUUAUAGCAACUAGGAAUCAACAUGUAGCUAAAUGGCAAACAAAAACAGAAAACCCAAAAGUGACACGACGGACAGCAGACCGAAAGAAGAGAAGACACAAGCUUUAACUUGAUAUGGAAAUUGAAAGAAUACCAGAUGAAGAGGACGAGUUAUACUCGCGUUUGGUUUCCCGCAAAAUAUGAAAAA
Molecule: messenger RNA, 2093 nt
Organism: Drosophila albomicans
Lineage: Eukaryota; Metazoa; Arthropoda; Insecta; Diptera; Drosophilidae
Product: transmembrane protein 198
Exons: 5
Coding region: 546-1787 (413 amino acids)
Cellular component (GO): plasma membrane
Source: RefSeq, a predicted model, not a curated record